Molecule: messenger RNA, 1232 nt
Organism: Coccinella septempunctata (seven-spotted ladybird)
Lineage: Eukaryota; Metazoa; Arthropoda; Insecta; Coleoptera; Coccinellidae
Product: regulation of nuclear pre-mRNA domain-containing protein 1B
Exons: 6
Coding region: 93-1106 (337 amino acids)
Biological process (GO): mRNA 3'-end processing
Cellular component (GO): RNA polymerase II, holoenzyme
Molecular function (GO): RNA polymerase II complex binding
Source: RefSeq, a predicted model, not a curated record
UUUAUAUAAGUUGUCAAUUUAGAAUUUGCAGACACCGAAAGUCUAUUCAGCAUUCUAAUGAUCAAAUUUUCAAUAUUUAAUUACUCAACAUAAUGUCUGGUUUCACAGAAAGUGCUUUCGUUAAAAAAUUGGCUGAUCUAAAUAAUUCCUCGCAAAGUAUUCAAACUUUAUCGUUAUGGCUCAUUCAUCAUCGAAAACACUAUGCCACAAUUGUGAAAAUAUGGUUCAGGGAACUGCUAAAAGCGAAAGAUUCGAAAAAACUGACUCAUAUGUAUCUAGCGAAUGAUGUUAUUCAGAAUAGCAGGAAGAAAGGCCCUGAAUAUGGAGAAGAAUUCGCUGCAGUUUUGAAUAAAGCUUUUGAACAUAUGUCAGGAUGUGAUGAAAAAACUGUAAAUUCUCUUGAGAGGCUCUUAGGUAUUUGGACGGAUAGAGAAAUCUACACUAAAGUUCAAAUAACGGAGUUUAGACAUGCUCUGCUUUUAGGAUCAGAGGCACAGCCACCAAAGAAAAAAAGUAAAACUAACCAUAAAAAGAGUACGAGUCCAGCUAGAGAAAGAAAAAAAUCAGAGAAUGAAGUGAUGGUUGAGGUUGAUGGGAAACUAGAAACACAUGUUCAUUUGAGUCCUCGUACCCCUGCUGGCGACCCACCAGAACCUGAGGAGUUAAUUAAAGCUAUCAGGGACUUAGAAUGCAAUAUAGCUUCUGCUGAUGAAAUUGUACGACAGAGGAUUGCACAACUUCCCAAAGAAGUUGCAGAAGUAUCAUUGCUUUCUAAGAUUGAAGACAGAGCUGAAGCUGAAAAAUUAAGUGUUCAGGUUAAUGAAGCUGUUUGUUUACUGAAUUCUUAUAAUGAAAGACUGGCAACAGAAAUGGAUCAUAGGAAGAAAGUUUCAUCCAUGUUGAGGGACUUUUUAGAGCUACAACAAGAAUUAUUGGCUCAAGCUGAACAUAAAUUAGAGGAGUACCAAGAAAAACUUGCCAAAGUUUACAAUGUUCGACAAGAGCUCCGAGCUCACAUACAAAACCUGCCUGAUCUAACCCAACUUCCUGACGUCACUGGAGGUCUUCAACCACUACCUUCUGCGGAAAAUCUAUUUAUGCAAUGAAAAUAUCUCGUUUUAAACUGCUACUUUUAGUUAAAUUAAGUUUUAGUAGAAGAUAUUAUAAUUGUUUUAUUUGUAAGAAUAUCGAAAAGCAUAAUAAAAAUCAGAUUGUUUGUCGUUGAUGUGAUA